GCGUGACGUUUAUAGUGCGCCGGGGUCGAAUCCAGUUCUGUCCAUUUAUUCUCUCUUUUCAUUUUCCCCGAGUAGGUACGUCGUCGUCCACCGCAAAAGGCAGACGGCCCCGUUCGUACCAGCGAAACCGAAAAAACACCAUAAAUCCGGGCGAAAGGGUGUGACAUUCGAGAAAAGAGAUGUUUUCCUCGAUGAAAACGCUCAUGUCCGCGGCGACCAGGCCGAUCUUGGCCCGGUCGUACGCGGCAAAGGCGGCGGUGAAUGCCGCGGCCGGAGCGCAGGGUAAGGUAGUGGCCGUCAUCGGUGCCGUCGUGGACGUGCAGUUCGACGAGCAGCUGCCCCCGAUUCUGAACGCGCUGGAGGUGCAGGGCCGCAGCGCCCGGCUGGUGCUGGAGGUUGCGCAACAUCUGGGUGAGAACACGGUGCGCACCAUUGCCAUGGACGGUACGGAGGGUCUGGUGCGUGGGCAGCGCGUGCUGGACACCGGUUCGCCCAUCCGUAUCCCGGUCGGGGCGGAGACGCUCGGUCGCAUCAUUAACGUGAUCGGCGAGCCGAUCGAUGAGCGCGGCCCGAUCGACACGAACCUGUCGGCGCCGAUCCACGCCGAGGCGCCCGAGUUCAUCGAGAUGAGCGUCGAGCAGGAGAUCCUGGUGACGGGCAUCAAGGUGGUGGACCUGCUGGCCCCGUACGCGAAGGGCGGCAAGAUCGGCCUGUUCGGUGGUGCCGGCGUCGGCAAGACCGUACUCAUCAUGGAGCUGAUCAACAACGUCGCCAAGGCGCACGGUGGCUACUCCGUGUUUGCCGGCGUCGGCGAGCGCACCCGCGAGGGUAACGAUCUGUACAACGAGAUGAUUGAGGGUGGUGUCAUCUCGCUGAAGGACAAGUCGUCCAAGGUCGCGCUGGUGUACGGCCAGAUGAACGAGCCGCCGGGCGCCCGUGCCCGUGUCGCGCUGACCGGCCUGACCGUGGCCGAGUACUUCCGCGACCAGGAGGGUCAGGAUGUGCUGCUGUUCAUCGACAACAUCUUCCGCUUCACCCAGGCCGGUUCGGAGGUGUCUGCCCUGCUGGGUCGUAUCCCGUCCGCCGUCGGUUACCAGCCGACCCUGGCCACGGACAUGGGUAGCAUGCAGGAGCGCAUCACCACCACGAAGAAGGGUUCGAUCACGUCGGUGCAGGCCAUCUACGUGCCCGCUGACGAUCUGACCGAUCCGGCUCCGGCCACCACCUUCGCUCACUUGGACGCCACCACCGUGCUGUCGCGUGCCAUCGCCGAGCUGGGCAUCUACCCGGCGGUCGAUCCGCUCGAUUCGACCUCGCGUAUCAUGGACCCGAACAUCAUCGGCGCCGAGCACUACAACAUCGCCCGUGGCGUGCAGAAGAUCCUGCAGGACUACAAGUCGCUCCAGGACAUCAUCGCUAUCCUGGGUAUGGAUGAGUUGUCCGAGGAGGACAAGCUGACGGUUGCCCGCGCCCGCAAGAUCCAGCGCUUCCUGUCGCAGCCGUUCCAGGUCGCCGAGGUGUUCACCGGCCACGCCGGCAAGCUGGUGCCGCUGGAGGAAACCAUCAAGGGCUUCACCAAGAUCCUGAACGGUGAGCUCGACCAUCUGCCGGAGGUGGCCUUCUACAUGGUCGGCCCGAUCGAGGAGGUCGUCGAGAAGGCGGAGCGUCUGGCCAAGGAGGCUGCCUAAGGUGGCUGAGCCCUCUUCACAGCAAACGCCUGCUGCCAUUAUCGAAUUACGAACGGUGCGCAGCUAACCAACACCACCACCACCACCACCAACCUGUACUGCUGCCAUUCGUCAAAGCAAAAAAAGCGGUUCCAAAACUGGCCGUUAGAUUUUACUUAGAGAAGAGAAUGCGUUUUGACCAGCGAAGAGAAAACCAUCAGAAAUCGUGGAGCACGAAAGUCGAUUUGAAACAACUCAAUCCCGUCACCACCAACACACACCACCAUCUCUUACGAAACAACUCGAGCUGCGAUUCUAACGUGCGCGCGUAACGACUGCCUUUCAAGACAAAUCAGUGUGUGUAUGUGUGGAAUGAGCUGACCAGCGUGAAAUCCGGCAAUGCACCUCCUCCCAAACACUACCAUCCAUCGCAGCGGAUUUUGCAGCGGGUCACCACAUUCGGUCAUAAUCGUUGUUAGAAAAAAGAAAAAGAUGCAGCCAAUCGAAUCGAAGAACAUCCUAAUCUAUGAACGACGAACGAGGGAGAGAGAGAGAGCAAAGAACACGACUCUUAAGGUUCGGUUUUUUGUUGGUGCAAGAGUGUGGGGUAAAUGUAGUGUGUAUUUGUUGUUUUAAAUUCGUUCGAAAAUACACGUAAUCGAUAACAGA
Anopheles merus is the source of this 2336-nucleotide messenger RNA. RefSeq names its product ATP synthase subunit beta, mitochondrial. Gene Ontology annotation, biological process: proton motive force-driven mitochondrial ATP synthesis; proton transmembrane transport. The transcript is spliced from 2 exons. The record is from RefSeq and is a predicted model, not a curated record. Gene Ontology annotation, molecular function: ATP binding; proton-transporting ATP synthase activity, rotational mechanism; ATP hydrolysis activity. Bases 180 to 1688 code for a protein of 502 amino acids. Lineage: Eukaryota; Metazoa; Arthropoda; Insecta; Diptera; Culicidae.